Pyricularia grisea is the source of this 258-nucleotide messenger RNA. RefSeq lists its product as uncharacterized. The transcript is spliced from 2 exons. The record is from RefSeq and is a predicted model, not a curated record. NCBI's taxonomy places the organism in Eukaryota, Fungi, Ascomycota, Sordariomycetes, Magnaporthales, Pyriculariaceae. The coding region runs from base 1 to 258 and encodes 85 amino acids.
AUGUCUUCAGGCGGCAAUAACAGCAACCAGAGCAACAAGGUUCACUCCUCAUCCUACGGUCCGGAAGGACUGCCCGGUCCUAACUACAAGGGCAGCAUUUUUGGCCACAGCAGUGAGCACUUUGACAAGAUUUACGGCAAGUCACUAUCUGGAGGCAACUCUGGUGGAAGCGGCAGCACUGGCGGUACCAACAACAGCAGUGGUAGCAACAGCAACAACAACAACAGUGGUACCAGCAACAGCGGCGACAAGAAAUAG